This is a messenger RNA of Rubroshorea leprosula, 2052 nucleotides long. The record is from the annotation of a GenBank genome assembly. NCBI's taxonomy places the organism in Eukaryota, Viridiplantae, Streptophyta, Magnoliopsida, Malvales, Dipterocarpaceae.
CGGGUCCGGAUUAGUCAGGGCGAAACCCCGAUAUCGGGCGGAAAACCAAAAAAAAAAAAAAAAUUAAGAACAGGAGUGUGGACGUAAUUGAAAUAAAAUAAAAGAUUAGGGACAGUUUUAGCAACGACAAGGUUUGAGAUUUGACAGUAAAAUACAAUUAAUACUUCAUACACACUAAACAAGGGAUUUGGCUCCCAUCUUUACUGAUUGCUACUGCUCUGCUACCAGCAUCAGCUCUUCCAAGGGAUGGCCAACCCAAUGUACGGCUACUCUCCGACCUACGCGCCAUCGUCCGUGACGCCCUCUAUCUACGGUGCCGCCACCGCCGCCUCACGCUCCCUCACCGACUCCACCCUCCACCGAAUCUUGGGCUCCGAUCUCUCCAGGUCCUCCUCCUCCUCCUCCAUGUAUCUCAACCACAGCGACGCCCUCGGCCUCGGGUAUUCUUCCACAUCCUCCACCACUCCGUAUUCCCGUUUCUUGCACCACGAUAAAUCCUGGCUGUCUGGCCUCCAUUUCUCUCCUUCUGCUGCCUCCGAAUCUUUGCUUCCUCCUGGAAUUAAGCGCUCCUCUGAAGCGCUCUACCAUCAGACUCUAUUGAGUGCCCAUAACUCAAUUGGCCAAAAUGAAGCUUGGUAUUCUACUAGCUCUUUAGUCAAGCGUCCUAGACUGGAGAGUACAAGCAAUUUGCCUAUUUAUCCACAGAGGCCAGGAGAGAAGGAUUGUGUCCACUAUAUGCAGACAAGAACUUGUAAAUUUGGAGAUAGCUGCAAGUUUGACCAUCCUAUUUGGGUUCCUGAGGGUGGAAUCCCAGAUUGGAAAGAGGUUCCAGCUUUGGAUGUAAGUGAAUCAUUUCCUGAGAGACCAGGGGAGCCAGAUUGUCCUUAUUAUCUGAAAACUCAAAGAUGCAAGUUUGGUUCAAAUUGCAAGUUCAAUCACCCAAAAGAUAAAACGGCUCCCACGCACUCUUCAGAAAAUGCUGUGGUAUCUGACUUACCAGAGAGGCCGUCUGAGCCCCCAUGUGCUUUCUACUUGAAGACUGGGAAAUGUAAAUUUGGUAAAUCCUGCAAAUUCCAUCAUCCGAAAGAUAUUCAAAUAGCAUCUGCUGGCCAAGAGGUUGCCAGAGUCGAGCAGACUGAAUUGAUAACUCAGUCUGGAGGACCAACAGAAGAUGUUAAGCCUGUAUUGUAUCAUAACUCGAAAGGACUUCCUAUAAGACUGGGUGAAGUGGAUUGCCCCUUCUAUCUUAAAACUGGCAGUUGCAAGUACGGUGCCAAUUGCCGCUACAGUCAUCCUGACAGGCAUGCAUUCAAUCCACCCGCUGCAGCAUUAAGUCACCCCUUUGUAGCCUCCAUAGCAAGUAAUCUGGGCACUGGAGUUGUUAAUCCAGCUGCAUCUUUCUAUCAAAGUAUUGACCCCAGAUUGUCUCAGACAGCAGUAACUGCUCAGCCAACGAUGGGAGUGGCCCAAACAAUCUACCCUCAGAGACCUGGUCAGACUGAAUGUGACUAUUAUAUGAAGACUGGAGUGUGUAAGUUCAGCGAAAGAUGCAAAUUCCAUCAUCCCACAGACCGUUCAGCAGGAACAACAAAACAAGCUUCUCAACAGCCUGUUAAGCUCACUCUAGCAGGACUACCCAGGAGAGAGGGUGCCAUUCACUGCCCCUACUAUAUGAAGACUGGAACAUGCAAAUAUGGUGCAAAUUGCAAAUUCGAUCACCCACCCCCUGGAGAGGUAUUGACUAUGGCAACAUCACAAGGAUCAUCUGCAGCCGGUGGUGAGGAAGCAAAAGGGAACGAGAAAGAAGCUGAAAGUAGCAACUCAUAGCGGUGGGGAGAUAACCUCCAGAAAUGAAACCAGCAUUUAGUAAAAAAAACGAAAAAAAACCAUUAUCAACAUGUAUGAUCUUUGUGAAUGUAAUGUAAUAGCAGGCUAUGGAAAUUUCAACUCUUUUUUUUCUUCAGAUGAACUUGUAUGAUCAGAUUUUUGUUAUGGUUAUCUUCUUCCUGUCUUUGAUGAAUAUGUUUUUGGGAUUAAAAUGGAAAGAUGGUU